AUGGUAACUCUCAGCAAGCCCUACUCCGCCAUGAGCAGCAGCCACUCGGACUCUCCCGGCAUGCGGCUGCCUCAACGUUACAAAACCUUCUCGUCCAAAGCUCAGUACCAGAUGGUGCUGAGCACCCUGCGCAAGCUGCAAGAGAGCGGCUUCUACUGGGGCGCCAUCACGGGCAAGAACGCCAACAGCCUGCUGGGCGCCGAGAACGCCGGCACCUUCCUGGUGCGCGACAGCUCCGACAACCGCCACCUUUUCACCCUCAGCGUGAAAACGGCGGCGGGCACCAAGAACCUGCGGGUCCAGUGCGACGCCGCCUCCUUCUACUUGCAGACGGACCCCAAGAACAUUCACGCCGUGCCCCACUUCGACUGCAUCCUCAAGCUGGUGCACUACUACAUGCCGCAAAGCAGAGGCAACGGCCGCAACGUGGACUACAUUUACUCGGGCGGCGAGAAAGUCCCGCUGGAGUUGGUCAAACCUCUGGCCUGUUGCCCGUCCAGCCUACAACACUUGUGCAGGAAGACCGUCAAUGGACAUUUGGACAUUUCUUCCACAAGAGAGCAGCUCCCUCAUCCUCUCAGGCAAUACAUGCAGGAUUAUGACUCUCCCAUUUAA
Messenger RNA from Nerophis lumbriciformis (worm pipefish), 615 nucleotides. Lineage: Eukaryota; Metazoa; Chordata; Actinopteri; Syngnathiformes; Syngnathidae. The record is from RefSeq and is a predicted model, not a curated record.